Messenger RNA from Durusdinium trenchii, 2200 nucleotides. NCBI's taxonomy places the organism in Eukaryota, Dinophyceae, Suessiales, Symbiodiniaceae. The record is from the annotation of a GenBank genome assembly.
ACAUUAUUGAACGUCACAGUGCCGCAGCAUGGUUCGCCUUUCUGCCUUCGCGGUUUGCCUAGUGGAGCUCCUUGUCCAUGCAAGUUCAUAUUGCACCGCCUUCGACGACGCCGGUUGCAGUGGCCAGAGCGUCGUCAGAGACAGCAGCAUUUGGAAGGCAGCUCCAGACAAGUAUGACCAACCUGGUGGACCUGAAGGUUUGACCACUAUGACUCAGCUGAACAACAUCAUCAUGGGCCAUGCUGCCACGCAAAUCAUCCUGGCCGGAAGUCAACUUGGACUUUUCGAGUUCUUGCAUGAGAAUGGCCCACAGACCAAAGGCACUAUUGAGGAGGCUUUGGGGCUGAAGCGAAGCGAUGGCAGCACUCGGCCCAUUGAAGUGUUGUUGCUGGGAAGCACGUCGAUUGGCCUCACCGUCUUGGACAAGAGAGAGAAGACCUAUCGCAAUUGCGAGAUCAUCGACAGGCUUUUCACGACUGGUGGCUGGAGGUCCAUAGCGGAUCUGAUUGACCUGGAAGCCAUCAUCAAAUACAAGGGUGAGUUUCACUUUGUUGAAUCUUUGCGUAAAGAUACCAAUGUGGGACUACAAGAGUGGCCCGGGGCUGCAGACAAUCUCUAUUCACGCCUUCCACAAACCCCCGGAGCCCAGAAGAUCUUCUACGACUUGAUGAAUUCCUUCACUGCGUUCUCCAUUCCAUGCUUGUCGAAUACUUCCAAAGUGGCCGCGACCAGCUUUAAGCUGCUUGAUGUCGGUGGCGGCGCAGCCGUUGCGGCCAUUCAUCUUGCGAAGAAGUUCCAGCAACUCUCGAUCACCUUGUGGGACCAACAUGAAACAAUUGAGAUUCCGAUGAAUCACAUCACCAAGGCUGGUUUGAAAGGGCGCAUCAGCUUGCUCGCUGGCAGCUUCAUCACAGAUCCCUUCCCUGAAGCUGGAAGUCAUGAUGCUGUCCUGUUGAGCCAUCAAGCGGUUAUUUGGUCAAAAUCGGUGCUGUUGAUGAUCUUCAAGUGUGUGCUGAAUUCUUCGAUGAUGCGUGGCUUUCACUAUGCUGAGAUUGUCACCGAAUUCUACAAGCGCUUUGACAAGACGCAGAUACUUCUUGUCAAGUUCGAGGACUUGGUCAAGGACACCGAGAAGACGGUGAGGCAAAUCUUUGAUUUCCUAUGUGUGGACUCCACUGUCCCACUUCCUUCCUUGAACAAAAUCCAGCCGGAGGAUGUGCUGGACAUUGCCAUGGGCGAACAUACUUCUACCGUCUCAGAUUCUGAGAAGAAGCUGCUGCAAGAGUAUUUUCAUGAUCGGAAUCAGAAAUUCUCAGAAGUGAUGGGCUUGCCAAUUGGAGAACUAUUUUGUUGGUCAAUGCCAAAGAAGUGACGUUCGAAUGAACUUGCACGCGCAUGUCCCUCAAAGAGCGAAGUUUGGCUGGAUGUGUUUUUCCUCAUUUUAGGACAUUGCAGAGCAUGUUGCUUCGUGGAGCGAUUCUGUUUUUGCCACAUAUGUUUUUCUUGGCCGCAGUUGCGCAGUCCAGCAAUGCUCAGAGUGAUGCUCUUGAGCUUUGCCAUGGUUUAUCCUACUUUGUGGAGCUGAUGAGGCUGAGCAUAUGGACUCACCAACUUCUGGGAUCCACUCUUGCUCUCUCGCUCUCAGCGCUUUGCUACGCAAAGUUCCACCUUUGGCUCUGGAGGCAUUUGCAUCGAUGCUUCCCAGCUCGUCGAGCUAGCUGCCCGAAGCCAUGCUUGUCAGCGGGCGCCCACAAAUUGACGCUACAAACUUUAUGGAGGAUCGCUACGAGCCCUAUGAGGAGGCUGCCCGAUGUGUAUAUCGUUGGCGCUGCGAAGUGUGGAACAAGCGCAUUGUACUCCUACCUUUGCCUCCACCCAGGCCACCAUGACAAGCUAGGUUUGCAACUCAACACUUUAGCUUGCCACAAGACAAGCUUGCUUAGCCAGGAAUUUCUCCGCCUGCGGCCAAAGAGUCUCGAUUUCUGCACGGCGUUUAUGGGUUGCAAUUAUCACGGUUUUCACCUUGGGCUUAUCGUUCUUGCUUUCCAAUCUCCUCGCGUUUGACGUUCGACGCUGACCCUUCCCUGUGUUUGAUGCCAGAGCUCGCAGCUGCCUUUAUCAAGUGGAUGACGCCGAAGGUGGGCAAAGUCAAUAUUGAUUGCGCUGGUUUGCAAAAUCAUCGUGACCUGUUGUUCGACAG